Messenger RNA from Hirundo rustica (Barn swallow), 5724 nucleotides. RefSeq names its product growth arrest specific 2 like 3 (gene GAS2L3). Bases 454 to 2640 code for a protein of 728 amino acids. Lineage: Eukaryota; Metazoa; Chordata; Aves; Passeriformes; Hirundinidae. Gene Ontology annotation, cellular component: actin filament. Gene Ontology annotation, biological process: actin crosslink formation. Gene Ontology annotation, molecular function: microtubule binding; actin filament binding; cytoskeletal adaptor activity. The record is from RefSeq and is a predicted model, not a curated record. The transcript has 12 exons.
UCUGUAUUGAUCCAGCUGUAAGGUGUGGCUAGGUGACAGCUCCUCUCCUUCCAUCCCACAGAGCCACUGGCAGCAGAAGUACCAGCAGAAAUGAGGCUGACUACUGGAAGGUGGCAGAUCUGAGUCUUCUCCUCCUGUGCCUCUCGCAGUAAGUGACAAGGCUACGUUAAUCUGUAUUCCCUGCAAUCUCCGAGCUGAACCGUUUGGCAUCUGAAAAUGGAAAUAAAAGGAAGGGGAAAGAUGUCUCUAAUAAGGUCUGAGAAGUGCUAGCAGUCCUGGUACAAGGAAUUGUCUUCACCUGAAACCAAACUAGUUGCUCAUUUGCCACUGGUAGAGGUAUUUACGUGAACUCAGGAUGCAUAAAUCUGUCUGCGCACAUGUACAAGAUACGCUCGUGAUAACUUGGAGGGAAAAAUCGUGUCAACACUGUUAAAUCCAAGAAUGGUUUGAAGAAUGUGUAUUACUCUUUGGCAAAGAGGAGAAACUAAUGUAAAGCAGCUGACCAUGCAGAAUGCAAUCCAGGUGUGGUUUGGGGAUGAGCUUCCCCUGAGUCCUCGAAGUCCUCUGACUCCAAGACACGGGCCGGGUUUGGCAGAUGUGUGCGUGUAUGACCAAUGGAUAUCUGUGCGGCAUGAAGCCACUUUGGUGCCUAUGCAAGAGGAUCUCUCAAUCUGGCUGUCUGGCUUGCUGGGAAUGGAAAUCAAAGCAGAGCAACUGCUAGAAGAACUUGAUAAUGGGGUACUACUUUGCCAAUUGAUUGGUGUUCUUCAAAACACAGUUAAAAAAUGUUGUAGCACAAAUAACUUAAGGAAUUUUCCAAUGAGAAAAGUUCCAUGUAAGAAGGAUGCUCCAUCAGGAUCUUUCUUUGCCAGAGAUAAUACAGCCAACUUUCUUAACUGGUGUAGAGCCAUUGGAGUUGAUGAGACAUACCUCUUUGAAUCUGAAGGUUUAGUUUUGCACAAGGAUCCAAGACAAGUGUAUCUUUGUCUGCUGGAAAUUGGGCGCAUUGUAUCUGGGUAUGGAGUUGAACCUCCUGUACUUGUAAAACUAGAGAAGGAAAUUGAGCUAGAAGAAACCCUGCUGAUGACCUCUGGGCCACCAUCACCUCUUAGCACACCAAAGUCAUGUUGUCACCAUGGGGAGUUACACGAGGCAGUAAAACAUAUAGCAGAAGAUCCCCCCUGCAGUUGUUCCCAUCGAUUUUCAAUUGAAUACUUAUCAGAGGGACGUUACAGGCUGGGAGAUAAAAUACUCUUCAUACGAAUGCUACAUGGCAAGCAUGUGAUGGUACGUGUUGGUGGAGGCUGGGACACUCUUCAAGGUUUUCUGCUCAAAUAUGAUCCGUGCCGAGUGCUUCAGUUUGCAACUCUGGAACAAAAAAUCCUGGCAUUUCAGAAAGGGGUCACCAGUGACAAUGUCCCCAGCUUGUCAGCUAGAAAUCAGGAGCCUCCUCUUAUGAAUCCAAUGUCAGCUGUCAAUAUGUUUCAAAAGCAGCCAUCCAAACCUCCUGCUCCUGUUUUAGGUCUUGGGGCCAGUGCCAAGAAAGCUUUAUCCAAACGUCCUCAGUCCCCUGCCCUGACAUUACCAAGAGUGCCAGUGACCCCAUCUUCCACUGCCAAGUCAUCAACAGUCAGGUCCAAGUUACAAGGGUCCUCAGCAGCAGGUGUGCAGUCUCCUUUCAAACCAUUAGCUGGCACCUCAAAGAAACUGGAGUCUCCUCCAUGCAACUCACCAGCUUCUGCUCCUUCACAGCCUGGAAGCAAAAGUUCUUCACGUGCAGGAGUGAGAACAGCUCUUGUUCCAUCUGAAACGUUGCGCAAACGUAUUCGGUCCCCCGAUGCUACCAAGGUGAAGUUUGCCCUGCCUCAGGGCUCACCAGCAUCAGCACUCCAUCCUGUCCUCUCGCCCUCUAAAAAACAACCAUCUCACUUGUCUGGGACAGCUGGAACAACAACUUCAAAACAGGAAUGUGUCCCUGCUAAGUGCAAACCUGUAUCUGCCACUAAAACCAAAGCAAAUUUGGUCACUCCCAGACCUGCUCGGCUGCCAGUUACAAAUCUGCGCACUGUUUCCAAGUUUGCGCAUUCUCAGCAACUCCUUGCAAAACCUGCUGAAAAUGAUAUUCAGAUCUCAGGUGCUGGGUCUCAGCAUCCUCAGAAAGCCCCAAAAACAACUUCUCAUCUAGCAAGGAACUUGAAAACUGCUUCCAAGCUAAAACUUUCUGCUUCUGCACCUUCCCUUGCAGUUAGCAAAGCAUCAAAGUCACCCCCUCCGUCGUUACCUACAAGCAAAAAUGUGUCAUCAGCUGGCUGGAAGCAGCCAAGUGCCAGUAAUCCCCCCCGGGCUGGACCCUCUUUAUCCAAACCUGCUGAACGCACACCUUUGUCUGUUGUACGGCUUCCUCAAACUUCAGGCACAGUGGCAGUCACCAAAAAGCCAGCACAGCCUUCCACAAAAGGUCAGCAUUCAACCAAAAACUUGCAAACAAGCAAAAGCUUCGCCCCAGCAGCCAAGAAACCGCUCCCAAAGGAGCAGGCACAUAACGUAGGAACACUUGGUGUGCCAAAAGUUCCUCUUCUGAAGAGCAGGCAAGAUGAUCACUAUUUUGUUAUGACAGGGACUAAAAAGCCCAGAAAGUAAACUAUUUUGUUACUUUCUGUGGCAGUCUUUGUUUUGUUCAAAAGGGCCUCUUGUAACCGCUACGCUGAGGGCAAGGAAAAAAGUUAACUAACACUACAUUUAAAUAUUUAUGAAAUAUUAGCAAUAACCUGCCUUUUGCUGCCUAACUUACUGUAAGAACUGUGUUUAUUUUGCAGUUUAGAAACUUCUAUUUGGACAUGUUUAGAAGUGAGCUUACUUGCUGUGUAGCGCUGUGGAAUGGCAAAUAUCCUUGAUGUGCUGCAGAAAAGUAUGGGAGAGGAAAGGAGAAUUAAGGCUGAUGCUUUUGCAUCAGAACUCUGGUGGUUCUGGCACAUCUGCACUGAGGUGUGUGUAACAGAGCUGUGCACAAGCUGUAAAAUUUCUAAUACCUCAAACAAAAGUGUGGGUUUUGUUCACUGUUAACCCAAAAUGCAAAUCUGGGUCACAUGUUUUGGAAGGAAAAGAAACUUCUAGUCCUGUUUAGAUUUGACAGACACUGUUAUCAGUGUUCAUUGAGCCCCCCCCCCCCCAUAUGCCUUAAAGUGGAUUCAGCUCACUUGGAAGUGGAGCCUGGUUUGCUUUAAAUUGCACACCAAUAAUCAUGGCCUUGAUUGCUCACUUUCAUUGUGCCUUAGCCUCUCAAAUUCAGAACAGAACUCUUCAGUGAGCAAUACUACCUUUAAAACCCCAGGCAGAUAACUGUGUUUGGUCCAUGUUCAAAUCUGACUAGCUUUCCUAGAAAGCUCUUGCUGCAUGGAGAGAUGCUCCUGAGUUCCAGAGAAGACACUUUCCCCCUGGGCUAGAGCCGCAUACCAUCUCCUGCUCCUGGGUUGGAGCCCCAAAAUAGCUCCUGCUGCAGCACCACUGAGCUGCAAGUACUGACCUGCUCUAGUAGAGCUUUACUGCUCUGCAGGAGUGGCCUUUCCAUGCAAGACAGAAUUGUUAAAUACUUUUCUCAGUGCUACAAGUUAAUUUUUGUGACACCCUAGUCUGCAGUGGCCUUUCUCGUUUCAUUUAUGUAGACCUCUUUCCUGGCUCUCCUCUAUCACUCUCUAGAGGUGAGAAGUAGUUUCCCAAAGGGGAGUAUACUCUGCAGUUGCCUUUAAACAUCCUAAAGUGCCAGAAAGCUAUGCACUGCUUACACCCAGCUCCUGAAGCCUUUCAGUGGGUUAAGCAUCUGUGGUGCUCAACACCUUUACCCUUGAGAAGUAAGGUUCAUGGUGGACUGAAAACUUCUUUCUUUGGGAGUAGUGCUGCUUGGGUUAUUUGGGGAUUAAUGAACAGUUGUCCCCACAGACACUGAGGAGCUCUGAAGGUCUUUGAAGACACACUGAUGAUUUCCACAGACCAUUACCUCUGCUCUCCAUUCCCAGUCUAUGGGCAGGAGUGGGUGUCACUGCCAUAGAGGCUCCUAGAUGGUGGAACAGGGAAGUCUUUUAAAAAGAGAAGUUCCAUGGAAUAUGUAGUUUCUGUUGUUAAGAGGUUUUUAAGAGUGUUUGUUGGUUUGUUUUGGGGUUUUGUUUGUUUGUUUCCCCCCCAGAACUAGAGUAAGCAAGCAUCAUAAAGUGAUUAUCAUGCAAUGUGGCAGAGUCAUAGAGCUGCUUUUCUGAGCACCUUGUUAGCUUAUUUUAUAUAAUUUAUGAUUCUAUUUAUGCAUAUCUACUGUACAAUACUGCUCACAAUAUGCUGGGAGUAAGCAGUAGAUGGCUUAGGAAGAAAAUAGAUCUGUUUUGAUAAUGUGGACACAAGUCCCACAAGAUCCCAGACAAAGAUGUAUGUUUGGGGAAGGCCUUGGGCUUGCUCAUUUUAUAUGUACACUGGUCAAAGCUGCUGCUACAAUGUUAGGCUGAGUACUGACUAUAGUGGAUUGCUGUCAGGUUUGAUAAAUCUGGCACAUGGUUACAUUUGCUGAAAGCAUUUUACAGUAGAUGACUUGCUUGUGAUUUUUGGGCUUCCAAAUGGUGAAUUACAUGUGAUAUAUCUCAUGCAGAUUAACAGCUGACUUCUUGGCGUUUUCUUUCUGUAAUGGUUCUGGAAGAGAUGGAGUUAACUUUCUUCAUAGCAUCCCACCUGGGGCUGUGUCCUAGAUUUAAAAUCUAAACCAACGUUGCUAACACACCGAUGUUUGGGCUGUUGCUGAACAACCCUUUCCAGGGUCAAGUCUUUCUUUUUCCUGCUCUGCCCCCACAGUGAGUAGGUGAGAGAUUGGGAGUGACAUGGCUGGAAACUGGCCAGCCUGAACUGGCCAAAGAGCUAUUCCAUAUCAUAAAGCAUCACCUCAACAACAGAAAGAAGGAAGAGGUAGAGAAAGAAGGGCAUGCAGGUUGUGUGGCUUCUAAGGUGGCUCUUUGCCAGCUGGCUGGGCAUUAGUCUGUCUGUGGGAGUAGUGAAGGAUUGCCUUUACAUCUCUGAGUUUAUCUCAGCCAGUGAGUUUUGCUUUUGCUGCCCCUCUCUCCUUAUUUGCUGGGGGUGGAGGAAAGAUAAGGGGAGUGAGCAGCUUCACAGGCACUUGGCUGCUGAGUGGGGUCAACCCAUAGCACCUUUUAAACCAUUUAUAAGGUUUUUAGCAUCAAUUUAAACACUAAAGCUCUUGGAUAUCAGUGUAAGGUAACUUCAACAUCUACCUUUCUGAACUACAGAGAAAAUGAAGCAAAUGUCUUCAUCUUUAUCAUAUAUGAGGUCAUAUAAUAGACUGAAAUUUAAAGUUAAAAAUGAAAUAAAAAUGCAUGAAGUUACAGUUGAAAUAUUAAUCAGCUAAUCUGAAGAUGCAUGUUGGUAGACUUGGUUUGAUUUUAUUAUAAAAAAUAGUGUAUUUGAGCGUGAUCCAACUUCCGAGAAAAUUGUAGUCGCCAACUGCAGAGCCCUGUAACAUGAGGUGAGCCAAGAAUAAGGUGUAACAAAGUACUUCCUAAUGGAAAUACAUACUAUUUUUGCAAUGUUUGUUACCAAAUAGCAACUCUAAUCUUCAGUUUAUAUUACCUUUUGUGAGGCAAAGAUAAUUUGGAGGAAGAAUCUGACUGAAUUCUCCAUGUGAUAUUGAUGUCCUCUGUAUGAGUACUUAUUUAAAAUAAACAUGCACUGCAA